Trichoplusia ni (cabbage looper) is the source of this 3050-nucleotide messenger RNA. Its product is annotated as serologically defined colon cancer antigen 8 homolog. The record is from RefSeq and is a predicted model, not a curated record. The coding region runs from base 200 to 2773 and encodes 857 amino acids. Gene Ontology annotation, biological process: tube formation; establishment of cell polarity; neuron migration. Gene Ontology annotation, cellular component: centriole; centrosome. The transcript is spliced from 15 exons. NCBI's taxonomy places the organism in Eukaryota, Metazoa, Arthropoda, Insecta, Lepidoptera, Noctuidae.
CUGGAGUUUGUUUAUCAUAACAACAGUUGCCAUGACAACCGCUUUGUGCAAUCGAUACCACUCAAAUGUCCCGCACUUGACAACCAAGCGCAAUGCGCAACACUAGUUCCAAAUUCCAUUGAUUUUUUAAUGUUUCUUUUUUGUUUCGGUAUUUAAAAAUGUUUUGUUUCGUUGACAGUUGAUUUGUUUUUUUUUAAUUAUGUAUUACACGAAUUAUUUACACAGCCGCCCGAGCAAGAUGAAUGAGUAUGGCUUGAAGAGGAUCCCAGAUUAUACAGAACUGGCGUAUAAGGAGGCGGUGUCGAAGCUACGGUACUUCUUGUCAGGAAAUUACGCGCCAAGUGUACGUAGCUACGGAGGUUCAACAUCAGUGAAGAAUUUAGACGAGUCUGAUGGCGACGCUGACAAAAAGUUCUCUAGCUAUACCCUGGCAGAGUAUAGGCCGAGACCCCGACUCACCACUAAAUACGCCACGCUGUACGCGGACAGCCUCAACAACUACACACCGCCUACAACACACACAGCGGCGCCCCCUCCCCCCACUACAACCAGCGGUGACGUCACGGGCGGCACAAACCCUGACGUCAUCAACUUUAUUCAGAAACAGGAAGAGUACAUUGAACAGCUGGAGCGCGAGAGCCAGUACUGCAGGGAUGAACUAAACAAUCUGCUGGGCAAAGUGAAGGAGGUUAUAUCGGAGAACGAGCACCUCCACGAGGCUCAGAAGAACAAGCUGAUCUCCAAGAUGUUCCACUCGUACCAUGGCUCGGAGAGCGACGAUCUGGAUGAGCUGGGAGACAGCACUGGCCUGGAUAGUGAUAAUAAGGCGACGCCUCUCAAAGCUCGCAAGUCAGCAAAGUCCCGUUCUACGAGACUGGAAGGUCCCAACAUCGUCUUCGAGUCGCGUAUUGCAGAACUAGAAGCUCAGCUCACGCAAGCCAAGAUCGAUCUUAAGAAAGUGCAGGAGGAAAACAAUGAGAACAAGCGUAAGUUGGCCUCCGGGCUUGUUGACUCAACUUGCCUCGAUGGCUUCAAGCGCCAGAUCGACAAUCUUCAGAGGGACAAAUCCUCCUUGGAGUCUCAGAUAUCGAAGCUGAAGCACAGCUUGGAGCAGCGCGAUGACGACGGGCGUUACAAGCGCGGCUCGGACGCUGUGGAGCAGCAGCUGCGAGAGGAACGGAACAGCUUGGAGACUGAAGUGCGACGGCUUAAGGAUGAUCUAGCUAAGGAGCGCAACAAGAUCCGCGAGCUGGCGGGCGAGGGCGCGCGGCGCGCCGUGCAGGAGCGCAGCGCGGCCGAGCAGCGCUACACCGCGCACUUCGACGAGCUGCAGCACGACCUCGCCGCGCAGUACGAUAACGUAGCUAAACUUCAGUUGGACUUGGAACGUCAACGCCGCGAAGAGAACGAGCUGAAACGAGAGAUCUCCAUGAAGAAUGCAGCCAUUGAUGAGUUGAAGAUGGAACUUAAGAACAAAAUGUCAUCUCUUCAAGCGGACUUGGCUCAGGCUCACGCGGAGAAGGCGUCGUUGGACGAGGAACUGGCCAGCGCUCGCCUUGCCAUCGAGCGUCACCAGCGGCAGGCCAAGCAUGAGAGCAACCGUCUUAACUCAGAAAUCCAAUCUCUCCGUCAACGCCUGGACCGAGCUGAUGCUGAUCUGGUCCACUCUCGUCGCGAGAACCUCCGCCUUUCUGAACAAAUAUCUAACUUGGAGAAAGAGCAAACGAUGAAGAAUUUAACACCAAUAUCGCCGCAGAAGAAUAACAAAGAGAAGGAACUAUCCACCAUGCUGGAGUCCAUGGAAAACAAGCACGCUAAAACCGUGGCUGAGUUGGAGUCCAUGAUACAAUCACAAAACAGUCUGAUGGAGAAACUCACCGGCGAAUGUCGUUUGCUCACAGACAAGCUCGACGACGCAAAUCGUAGGCACAAGCAAGAGCUGGCCACUCUCCAGCGUCAAGUAAACGGCCUGUCACGCUCCAUGCAGUCCCCACGCAACACACCUAGCAGUUACCAAGCACAUCCCACGCACACGACCUCACCCGACGGAAAUGUACAACAUCCCGCGACCGACAGCGGACGAGACUAUCCCCGAACUGAGUCCCCCGGACACGCCGAAGACGGACCGAUCGGACCGGUCGCACCAGUCGCAGGACUCGGAGAAGACGACCGUUACCAAAGUGAAGGACUAACACAACCAGCAGUCAACGAAAACGUACAAGAAAUAGAAGACGAAAUUGUAGACGAUGCUAAACCAAAAGAAAACGUACAAUCACCCGUGCAUAUCGGAGAAGAAACUAAAACUGCAUCCGAACUAGAGCAAGAAACAAAUGACGCUGAAAAACCCAUGGAGGUCGAACAUUCUGAAGAAUUCGUUGAACAACCUUACCAGUAUGAUCAAACUUACGAACCAACCGCUGCCACAGCAGAAGCAGCGUACGAAAAUCAGUACGAACAAAACUUCGAGCAACCGUACAAUCCUGAACAGCAAUACGAGAAUUACGAGCAGUAUCCACAACAAUUCACAGACCCAAACGCGCAAUACGAACAACAAUACGAAAACUAUGCACCCGACGCAAACUAUCAAAGUGAACAAAACUACGACACUACGCAAUACGCGCAAGAAUAUCAGGGCGAUCAAAUCGCUGCGCAGAACGAUACUAAGAUACCACCCGAACAAAUUGAACCUGCUCAGUACACUCAAGAACAAGUUGAUCAAAACGUAACAGAUGAUAGUAUAACUCCGAAAGAUAAAGUACCUAGCCAGAGUUAGCAAUUUCAUUAGAUUUAAAAUUAAGUUGUAUAAUUAAUUUGUGCAAUAUUUUGUUAUGAAGCUUUUUGUUUUACGUCUUGUGCUAGUCUUUAUUCUAGUUAAGCUUUCGAUGUUAGAAAUGUUAUUAAAUAGUUAUAGAAAACUACAGAGUUUGAAUAUUUAAUUUGAGUAACAAAGUAUCGAGUAAUUUUAAUCGGUCACAAAUAAUCGAUUGCAAUCGUAUUGGGACCAUUCUGGUCAGUCGGACAAGAAUACUGUCAUAUUGCAACUUAGUGGA